This is a messenger RNA of Dunckerocampus dactyliophorus (ringed pipefish), 884 nucleotides long. RefSeq names its product glycine N-acyltransferase-like protein 3. Gene Ontology annotation, cellular component: mitochondrion. Gene Ontology annotation, molecular function: glycine N-acyltransferase activity. The transcript is spliced from 5 exons. Bases 54 to 884 code for a protein of 276 amino acids. NCBI's taxonomy places the organism in Eukaryota, Metazoa, Chordata, Actinopteri, Syngnathiformes, Syngnathidae. The record is from RefSeq and is a predicted model, not a curated record.
UCAGUGUGAAGGCAGGACGCACUGCAAUAGAGAGGACUCGUUUGUCCCCAAGAAUGAGGAUCCUACAAAAAGACGAGCUAGUGACUGCUGAGGAAGUUCUGCUGAAACACUUACCAAAGUCUUUUCAGCUCUACGGAUUGGUAUAUGCUUAUAACAAGAAUGAACCAAAUCCCAUACAGUUCAUUGUUGAUACAUGGCCUGAUUUUAAAGUCUUCAUUUGCCGACCUGACACAGAGAAAAAGCAAGACUUCACAAGAAAGGUGGCAAUCUUUAGCAUGGAUGAGCAGAUUUUAAAGAAAAUGCUCUCAGAGGAGGGCGCAGUCGACUGGAGCUCUUACUUUCGUCUUGGAGGGUGUGACGUUUCUCACACCUCCACGAUCAGAGAAGUUUCAUUGAACAGAAAAGUCAGCUACCACUGGGUGGCUUCGACAAACCUUCUGUAUUUGCCAGAUAGUCGUCAUCUGGACACACCAACAUUUGAUAGCAAGCUUAAAUCAAGGAUUUCAUCUCUCAGUCUUUCCCAUGUUGACCUGAUAAAUCGGAACUGGAAUUUGGGUGGAUCUGAACGAACACACAAGAACAUCACAUUCCUCAUCAGCAACUUGCCUUCAUGCUGCAUCACUGAUGAUCAGGGUCAGCCUGUAUCAUGGAUUCUUGUGUACGAAUGCUCGGCAUUGGGCGUUUUGUAUACUCUGCCCGAACACAGACGUAAAGGUUAUGCCAAAGUGUUGAUCUACACCAUGGCCCAGAGACGCCUAGCUGAGGGCUACCCAGUGUUCUGCUACAUAACGGAAGACAACGCAGUCUCUUAUAAGAUUUUCAAAAGUAUGGGCUUUAUUGAGGAUCCCUCAUAUAGGGCAUCGUCGUUUGAAAUAAACAUCUAA